Cordyceps militaris CM01 is the source of this 1980-nucleotide messenger RNA. Its product is annotated as GPI anchored endo-1,3(4)-beta-glucanase, putative. The record is from RefSeq and is a predicted model, not a curated record. Bases 1 to 1980 code for a protein of 659 amino acids. The transcript has 5 exons. Gene Ontology annotation, biological process: glucan catabolic process. Lineage: Eukaryota; Fungi; Ascomycota; Sordariomycetes; Hypocreales; Cordycipitaceae.
AUGUCGUCGUUGGUGUCUUGCGCCCUCGCGGUGCUCGCCAUUGCCGGCCAGGCCGCGGGUCGGAGCUACGCGCUGUCUAAGACGUAUGACGCUUCUAAUUUCUUUGACGAGUUUGACUUUCAGACGACCGGCACCAUCACGGACCAACCCGACGACAACUGGUCCUGGGUGACAUACCAGACCAAGACCAACGCCAUCAACAAAGGGCUUGCGGCUGUCAAGAACGGCGAGGUCUAUCUCGGCGUCGACUACACCAACCAGCUGCCUGCGCAGGUCAAAGGCCCGGGACGGCCCACGCUGCGCGUCCAGUCCAAGAGCGCGUUCAAGCACGGCCUGGUCAUCACACGGUUCAGCCACAUGCCGCAGCCUGUCUGCGGUGCCUGGUCCGGGUACUGGACCGUUGGCACCGGCGAAUGGCCCACGGCCGGCGAGAUUGAUCUAUACGAGGGCUGGCAUCUCGCGCCGGCGAACAAGGUGGCCCUGCACGUCGGCCCCAGCAGCGCCAUCGGCAAGUGCGUCCUGGACCAGUCUUCCCAGACAGCCCAGGUCCUGACCGGCAACUGCGACAACUCGUUCCAAGACGGCGUGCAUCAAUUUUUAAACCAGGGCUGCCAGUCGGAGGAGAUUCAGAAUGGAAUCUGGGGCUCGUCCCAGGGCGGCAUCCAGGCCCUCGAAUGGACCAGCGACUUCAUCAAGGUGUACACUUGGCCGAUCGGCGCGGCGCCCAGCAACAUCGGCGCCGACAAGCCCGACACGUCGUCGUGGGGGACGCCCUCGGUGCAGCUCAAGAAGCCCAGCUGCGACACGGAGACGGCCUUUUCCGACCAGAAGCUGCUCUUCACCCUCCCGUUUUGCGGCAAUCCCCCCGGCAACCCCCAGUUCUGGUCCGCCCUGGCCGCGGACGGCAAGAGCGGGCCGACCUGCGAGACCGUGACCGGCGCGCCGACCUGCAUCGACUACGUGGCCGAGAACCCGCAGGCGUUUAAGAACUUCUUCUUCCAGAUCAAGGAUAUCCGCAUCUUUACCGAGGUGGUCCAGGACCAGCUCUCGCUCGACAGCAGCAGCCCGCUCUUCACAUUCACGUACGCCGCCAGCCGGCCCGCCAGCGACAACUGGAUCGGCAUCUGGCCCGUCGCCGAUGCGCAGGCGCCACAGUCCGGCAGCACCGCGUGGGCGUACGCCGACAAGAGCGCGGGCUCGCUGCAGAUCAAGCCGCCCAGCACCAUGAAAGCCGGCACGUACAAGGCGUACCUGCUCUCCGCGGACCGCACCAUUCUCGGCACCGUCGCCAGCAUCGACUACGACGGCGGCACUGCCUCCGCCGCGGCGUUUACCCUCAACACGCACUACAGCACCGGGUGCGCCGGCAGCGCGAACAACCAGGUCAGCGUGCCGCGCGGCAACGGCAUGUGCGUCAACACAAACUGCGGCGUCGGCAGCCUGGAGAUCCCGUCCGCCGGCAGCUGCCCGAGCGGCCGGGUGCGCCUGAGCUACUGGCAGGACGCGGACUGCGCGGGCGACUGGUACGGGUACGGAUACGGCAGCCGGGGCACGUGCCGGGGGCUGUGGUCCAACGGGUGGAACUUCCGGUCGCUGUGGGUGUCGUGCGCGGAGCCGGGGGCGCAGGACUGCGUGGAGCAGGGCACACGCGGUACCGCGCCGACUGCACGGGCGGUGCACAACGACGUGGUGGUCGGCGGCGGUAGUUGCAUCGACACGGGCUGCGCGGUCGGCAGCCUGGAUAUCGCCGCCGCCGGCAGCUGUCCGGACGGCGAGGUCCGCAUCAGCUACUGGGAACAGCCCGGCUGCGCGGGCAAGUGGUUCGGCUACGGCUACGCGAGCAGGAAUACGUGCCGCUCGCUCUGGUCCGGCGGCUGGAGCUUCAAGUCGCUGUAUGUUAGCUGCGCAAAGCGCAGCGAUGACUGUGUAAGUCGGGGCACUUGCACGAUGGACCAGGUGCCCAGUUACCCCAUUUGCUGA